Messenger RNA from Brenthis ino (lesser marbled fritillary), 654 nucleotides. The record is from the annotation of a GenBank genome assembly. Lineage: Eukaryota; Metazoa; Arthropoda; Insecta; Lepidoptera; Nymphalidae.
AUGGUGACAAAAGCUGUUUUUCUGUUCUGUGCUCAAGCACUCUUAGUUAAGUAUGUCUCUAAUCAAUAUAUCGGUGCUGCAUGUAACCCUGCAGCUAAUGCCUUGGCUUGGGAGGCAUCUUCUGCUGCUCCCUGUGCUUGUGCUGCUGCCUGGAAUGCUGGACCGUAUGCAGCCGGUCUAGCUGCUCCGUGGGCUGGACCAAUGGCCGCCUCACCCUGUGUGGGCGCUGAAUGGGCAACCGGCUACUCACCUGCCUCUUUCACCGCUUCUAACGGAGGCGGUCUGGCUAUCACCAGUGCCUCGCAAAUCGCACCCACCGGUGUCUCGAUGACAUCUGACAAUGCAUACGAAGGUCCUCUAGCUGUGUCCGGUUCAAUUCCAUUCUUAGGUGCCGUAGCAUUAGAAGGUGCUCUACCCACAGCCGGCGUAGGCGCCAUCACAUACGGGUGUGGGAACGGUAACGUCGCUAUGCUGAGUGAGGACAUCGCACCUGCUGGGUACAAUACACUCGCGGGUGCGUACGGAUAUGGGCCAGGGGUAGCGGCUGAGUUAGGCUACGGAUACGGCUCUCCUCUAGCCUAUGAAGCCGGUAUCGCAGGACCUGGCUAUGGUCCCUACGGCUACAGAAGCUGUGGUUGUGGAGCGUUUACCAAG